This is a messenger RNA of Nerophis lumbriciformis (worm pipefish), 7027 nucleotides long. RefSeq names its product transient receptor potential cation channel, subfamily M, member 7 (gene trpm7). Gene Ontology annotation, cellular component: plasma membrane. NCBI's taxonomy places the organism in Eukaryota, Metazoa, Chordata, Actinopteri, Syngnathiformes, Syngnathidae. Gene Ontology annotation, molecular function: calcium channel activity; protein serine/threonine kinase activity; ATP binding. Gene Ontology annotation, biological process: monoatomic cation transmembrane transport; calcium ion transport; protein phosphorylation. The record is from RefSeq and is a predicted model, not a curated record.
CUGCCACCCAAACGACUUCUUACACAUUAACUGUCCAAAUCGGUAGGAGAGGCUGCAACCUCUCGCUGAUCGCUUAGCUUUUAACUUUUUUUGCACUAACCGCAUCGCUGUCGACUUUGACACGGAAGAGAACGUUGCACGCGGACGAGCUCGUGGUUAUUUGGUGCUGGCGAUGCGGCGUUGAAGAGAGGUUGCGGCGACAGUGGGUUUUUUUGUCUAGGAGAUGCACCAAGGAGCACUGGAAUGUUUCUUUACAAAGCCCUUAAACACAGAGAUGAAGAAGAGGACACUCAGUCCCAGAAACCCUGGAUAGAAAGCACUUUCACCAAGAGGGAAUGCGUGUACGUACUUCCAGUGUCAAAGGACCCCCACAGAUGCCUUCCAGGAUGCCAGAUUUGCCAGCAGCUUGUCCGGUGCUGCUGCGGGCGGCUGGUGCGACAGCAUGUUGGCUUCACAGCCAGCUUGGCCCACAAGUACUCGGACGUGAAGCUGGGUGAGAACUCCGGCAGGCCCGGGCCGGAGUUGGAGGAGUGGUCGGUGGAAAAACACACAGAGGCCAGACCCACUGACGCCUAUGGUGUCGUUAACUUCCAGGGAGGCUCGCACUCCUACAGAGCCAAGUAUGUGCGUUUGUCCUACGACUCUCGUCCGGAGACCAUCCUACGGCUGAUGCUGAAGGAGUGGCACAUGGAGUUGCCCAAGAUCCUCAUCUCUGUCCACGGUGGAGUCCAGAAUUUUGAUAUGCACCCUCGCAUUAAGCAGGUGGUGGGCAAGGGUCUCAUCAAGGCUGCCGUCACUACGGGCGCCUGGAUUCUCACCGGAGGGGUCAAUACAGGUGUAGCAAAGCAUGUAGGCGACGCUCUCAAAGAGCACUGUUCCAGAUCAUCAAAGAAGAUUUGCACUAUUGGGAUUGCAUCCUGGGGAUUUAUUGAAAACAGAAACGACUUAAUCGGCAGAGACAUCAUCGCUCCGUAUCAGACGCUACUCAACCCUCUCAGCAAACUCAACGUUCUCAACAACCUCCACUCACAUUUUCUCCUGGUGGAUGACGGCACGGUGGGCAAGUACGGCGCGGAGGUACAACUGCGACGGGACCUAGAGAAGCACAUCAACCUCCAAAGAAUACAUGCGCGUAUCGGUCAGGGUGUUCCUGUAGUGGCACUCAUCUUCGAGGGCGGUCCCAAUGUGAUCUUGACCGUGCUUGAUUACCUUCAGGAAAGCCCUCCUGUCCCGGUGGUGGUGUGUGAGGGGACGGGCCGAGCUGCUGACAUACUAGCGUAUGUCCACAAGCAGACCGAGGAGGGAGGCGGUCUUCCAGAUGGCGUGGAGGCAGACAUCAUUGCAACCAUCAAGAAAACCUUCAACUUCAGCCAGAGUGACGCCAUCCAUCUUUUUCAGACUUUGAUGGAGUGCAUGAAGAGGAAAGAAUUGAUCACUGUGUUUCACAUCAGCUCAGAAGAGAGCCAGGACAUUGACGUCGCCAUCCUGAAGGCCUUACUCCAAGGUACAAACGCGUCUGCCUUCGAUCAGCUGGUCCUGACUCUAGCCUGGGACCGUGUGGACAUUGCCAAAAAUCAUGUGUUUGUGUACGGACAGCAGCUUUUGGUUAGCUCUUUGGAACAAGCCAUGCUCGACGCACUCGUCAUGGACAGAGUGGACUUUGUCAAGUUGCUAAUUGAAAACGGCGUCAGCAUGCACCGCUUUCUGACAAUCAGUCGACUGGAGGAGCUUUACAACACUAAACAACCUCCUAACAAUCCAACUCUUCUUCACCUGGUUAGAGAUGUUAAGCAGAGUCACCUGCCUCCAAAUUACAAGAUCACCUUGAUUGAUGUCGGCCUGAUUAUUGAGUACCUGAUGGGUGGGACUUACAGGUGCAACUACACCAGGAAACGCUUUAGAAUCAUUUACAACAAUCUCCAUGGCAACAGUCGGAGGUCUGGGCGCCAUCCAACCGGUCCGGGCUCUCAUUUGAGGAAAAGUCAUGAGUCAUUCAGCAUGCAGGCCGAUAAGAAGGAGAAGACGAGGCACAACCAUUUCAUCAAGACUGCACAGCCUUACAAACCUAAGCUGGAGUCCACCAAAGAGCAGAACAAAAAGCGGGUCAAAGAAGAGAUUGUGGACAUCGACGACCCAGAGACAAGGCGCUUUUCCUACCCAUUCAAUGAACUGCUGGUGUGGGCCGUGCUCUUGAAACGGCAGAAAAUGUCGCUGUUCUUCUGGCAGCACGGCGAGGAAAACAUGGCCAAGGCUCUGGUGGCCUGCAAGCUUUGCCGUUCGAUGGCUUACGAGGCCAAGAAGAGCGACGUGGUGGACGAUACAUCGGAGGAGCUAAAGGAGUACUCCAAUGAGUUCGGCACGUUGGCGGUAGACCUGCUAGAGCAGUCCUUCAGACAGGACGAGACCAUGGCCAUGAAGCUGCUGACCUACGAACUAAAAAACUGGAGCAACUCCACCUGUUUGAAGCUGGCCGUUUCUUCUCACUUGCGACCCUUUGUGGCUCACACCUGCACCCAGCUGCUGUUGUCUGACAUGUGGAUGGGGCGACUAAACAUGCGCAAGAACUCCUGGUACAAGGUCAUUCUGAGCAUCCUGGUGCCUCCUGCCAUUCUGCUGUUGGAGUACAAGUCCAAAGCUGAAAUGGCUCACAUCCCGCAGAGCCAGGAUGACCACCAGAUGACCAUGGAGGAUAGCGAAAACAACUUCCAGAACAUAGCUGACGACAUUCAAAUGGAUGUGUUCAAGGAGGCCAGAUCCUCUGAUCCUAUUGAGUCAAAAACUGACAUGGAGAUACCCAUUCGUGCAAGGAAGCUGCCGUUAACCAGAAAAAUAUACGCCUUCUACCAUGCUCCCAUUGUCAAGUUCUGGUCCAACACGCUGUUUUAUUUGGGUUUCUUGAUGCUCUACUCCUACGUGGUCCUGGUAAGAAUGCCAGAAUGGCCUUCUCCUCAAGAGUGGGUGGUCAUCCUCUAUAUCUUCACCUCUGCUAUCGAGAAGAUCCGAGAGAUGUUUAUGUCAGAAGCAGGAAAAAUAAGUCAGAAGAUAAAAGUGUGGUUUGAUGACUACUUCAACGUCUCCGAUUUUUUGGCCAUCAUUUCCUUUUUUAUCGGCUUCGGUCUGAGGCUGGGCGGAGGGAAAGCCUUCAUCCCUGGCAGGACGGUUUACUGUCUCAACAUCAUCUUCUGGUAUGUGCGACUCCUCGAUAUCCUGGCCGUCAACCAGCAAGCUGGACCCUAUGUCAUGAUGAUUGCCAAAAUGGUUGCCAACAUGUUUUACAUUGUGGUGAUCAUGGCCAUUGUCCUGCUCAGCUACGGCGUUCCCCGCCAAGCCAUCCUAUACCCCGACCAAGAGCCAAGCUGGAAGCUGGCCAAAGAGGUGGUGUUCCAGCCGUACUGGAUGAUGUACGGGGAGGUGUAUGCAUAUGAAAUCGAUGUGUGUGCCAACAACAGUGAUCCAAACGUGAAGAACUUGUGUGAGAACGCAGGAGUAUGGCUUACUCCUCUCCUGCAAGCAGUCUACCUCUUUGUUCAGUACAUACUUAUGGUCAACCUCCUCAUUGCUUUCUUCAACAACGUGUACCUGCAGGUGAAGUCCAUCUCCAACUUGGUGUGGAAGUACCAGCGCUACCACUUCAUCAUGGCCUACCACGAGAAACCGGUCCUGCCACCCCCAUUCAUCCUCCUGUGCCAUAUCUACUCACUCUUCUGCAUGUGCAGGAAGAGAAAGAAGGAGCACACAUACGGACCAAAGCUGUUUCUCACAGAGGAAGACCAGAAAAAACUUCAUGACUUUGAGGAGCAGUGUGUCGAGACGUACUUUCAUGAAAAAGAUGACCAGUUUCACUCGGGGAGUGAAGAGCGCAUACGUCUCACCUCCGAAAGGGUUGAGACGAUGUGCAUGCAGCUGAAGGAGGUGGGCAACAGGGUCAACUUCAUCAAACGCUCUUUGCACACGUUGGACUCCCAGAUUGGUCACCUUCAGGACCUCUCUGCCCUCACUGUGGACACCCUAAAGACGCUGACAGCACAGAGGGCAUCAGAGGCUAGCAAGGUUCACAAUCGUAUCACCCAAGAGCUCAGCCUCUCCAAGAACGUUGUCCCCAGCAUAGUUCCCGGGGUAACGGACACAGGCCCCCAGUCCAAAUCCUCCGCAAUAGGAAAGCGGAGCGUGGGGGCCUACUUUGGCUCAACUUUUUCCCAAGCUGGAGCUAACAUAGCAGACUCACUUUUUGGGAUCGGCGCCGGAGAUGCAACUGAUCGUAACCGUAGGGUCGUGUUAAGCCCCGUGCCAGGACUGGGGAACGAUCCCAAUCUGAGUCCAGAAAAGAGGGGCUUGUUCGGCCUCGGGCACCUCGCUGCAGAGGCUGGUUCCUCCAGCAGCGGCGCCCCCUGUGCCUUUGUCCAAAGUGCUGUUUCCCCUCCGGAGCUGCGUCUUCGGGGCCACUCCUUUACCCUCAGUAAACUGACCCGUCCACAUGAGCCGGACUGUUCUGACUCGCCAUCCAGCCUGCCCAACGUGCCUUCACGCGGGGCUCACUUCCACAUCAGCAGCACGCCUUCCCAGCCCAGCGUCUCAAGCCAACCCGAACUCUCCUUGGCUGGGCUUUGCCAGCAGCCGCCUGACAGUGCCGUCGUAGAGUUUGGGGCAUUUGUUGGUAAGUAUGACGGUGAAUCUCCGAAGAUGCGUGAGCACGAUGAGAACAGCGUGUGUGUGUAUCCUACUGUGCUCGUUGUGUCUAAGACUUUGGGCUCUGCUCAGCCUGCCUGCUUGCCUGCAGAGGGGUUAGGAGGCGGGUCCAGUGGGGGGGAGGGGACUUUGGGGUACGUCAAUGAGGCUUUCUGCGACGACGAGGGCAAGUUGGCCUUUCCCAGCAGAUGUGAAACAAACACUCAAAGCCAAGGACACAGCGGACCACCAUGUUCUGUUCGCACCCCUGCUAUGACCGCCCGAAGACCCCACAGACGAAGAAAGCGGGAUUACGAUGUUUGGGAAGCACCCGCCUCUUCGCCGGGGCCCACCUAUGAUGGUGAAAGUUGUGACAAGAGGACCUUUGUGAGAGGACAUAAAGACAGUGUUAACUUCCAGCACUCUACACCUAAGGAGACUUGCAGCCCACAGCACAGCCCGGCUACAAGCAGCAGACAACAGGGUCCGCCUGAUGGUCAUGGUCACAUCAGAGCUGUCAACUCCUAUGCUGGCUUUACUGAGUUUGACAGGAGCCCAGCUUUUCUUCACCCCAACUCAACUCUGAGAAAGAAGGACCGAAGCCGAGUAUCCGCUGAAGACAUCCUCAUCCAUGAGGAACCGAGGUCUUCAGGGCUGGGAAGAGUUCAGGUCAAAUCAGCGCAAGCCAGCAGCCUCCAACCCCCUGCAGAGGACACAUUAACUGCUUCUGUCUCACUCUACACACCUCGCCACACCCACCUCGGAUCCAGAAAAGACUCCAUUGGUUCACCUUUCAAGCCCAUGGAAAGCUACCAGUACUCAGCUGUUGAGCGCAACAACCUUAUGAGACUGUCCCAAAGCAUCCCCUUCACACCAGUGCCACCAAGAGGGGAGCCAGUGACCGUGUACCGCCUGGAGGAGAGCUCCCCCAACACCAUCAACAACAGCAUGUCUUCCUGGGCCCAGCGCGGCCUCUGUGCAAAAAUUGAGUUUCUCAGCAAGGAGGAGAUGGGUGGCGGCCUGAGACGGGCCCUCAAAGUCCUCUGCACUUGGUCCGAGUAUGACAUUCUCAAACCGGGACACCUGUACAUUGUCAAGUCCUUCCUCCCUGGGGUGGUCCAGACCUGGCAGAGCAUUUACAAGGAUGACACCGUGUUGCAUCUUUGUCUCAGGGAAAUACAACAGCAGCGAGCGGCUCAGAAGUUGACGGUCGCCUUCAACCAGAUUAGACCCAAGACUAUUCCUUACUCACCAAGGUUCUUGGAGGUGUUCCUGCUCUACUGUCACUCGGCGGGCCAGUGGUUCGCCAUCGAAGAGUGCAUCACAGGCGAGUUCCGGAAGUUUAACAACAACAACGGCGAUGAGAUCGUCCCCACUAACCUGCUGGAGGAGACCAUGCUAGCCUUCAGCCACUGGACAUACGAGUACACGCGAGGCGAGCUGCUGGUGCUCGACCUGCAGGGGGUUGGCGAGAUUCUGACAGAUCCUUCCGUGAUAAAGAGCGGCGAGAAAGGUUCGUACGACAUGAUCUUUGGACCUGCCAACCUGGGCGACGACGCCAUCAGGAACUUCCGGGCGAAACAUCACUGCAAUUCCUGCUGUCGGAAACUCAAACUUCCUGAUUUAAAGAGGAACGAAUACACGCCCGACAAGGUGACGUUCCCUCAAGAAGACCCGCCCAAUCCUGGGGGCGGAGCCAAGGAGCCCCGCCAAUCAAUGAGGCUGCUGUGAUGGCGUUUUAAGAGCCGUCAAGUCUUUUCGCUGCUCUCCUCCAAUCGUAACCGAGGAGCCAAUCAACUGGAAGAAACCCCACCUGAUGUGUUUCCAUGGAAACCACGCCGGAAAGUCCUCACACAGUCAUGUGAACGCAUGAGAAGGUACAUGAAUUACUCCGGAAGGCUUUUAUUAUAAAAUAUUAUUUAUUGACGUUUGUUGCUGUUGCCUUGUUUUAAUAUAUGAAAAGAAAUCAUUGUGUGACAUCUGUUACAUCAUUUGUAUUCUUCUGAUUUUGUGCGAACACUUAUAGCCACGCUUUUUAUCAUCUUUAUGAAAUCUUCUAAGAACAAUGGGCAGAUUGCAAUGCAACUCUUAUAGGACAUUGUGUCACGUUUUGUGUGUUGAAAAGUUUGUUCAUGCUUUUUCUUCUUCUUUUUUGAAUGGUUACAAAGGUACUAUUGCAAUAUCUUUGCCAUGGCUUGCAAGUCCUAUGAGCAGAUGACAAGCUCGUGUAUCUUAUAGAUACUGCUGUCUGCAUGUACUCAUUAUACCAAUAUUUUAUUCAGGGCACACUUAAAGGGUAUUAUUAUUACUGUAUACAUUUUGUACUGAACUUCAUUUUAAACUAAUAAAAUCUUAAAUCUCA